AUGGCGACGCGCCGGCAGCACCGCCGCGGCUUCCCGCUGGUCCCGCUCCUGCUCUCCCUCCUGGCGGCCGCCGCGUACGGCCGCCUCAUCUCCGACGGCGCCCCGUCCGCGCCGCUCCUCUCGUUGAUCCGCCUCUCGGGCUCCCCGCCGGCCGCGGCCGCGGGGGCGGCGGCGGCCGAGGAGAAGUGCGAGCAGUCCUACGGCUUCCUCCCCUGCACCACCACCGUGCUCGGGAACCUCUUCCUGGUGCUGACCUACGGGUUCCUCAUGUACAAGGCGGCCACGUACCUGUCGACGGGGAGCGAGCUGCUGCUCGAGAUCAUGGGGCCCGGCCUCAUCGGCGGCCUCCUCCUCCCCAUCCUCGGCGCCCUCCCCGACGCGCUCCUCGUCCUCGUAUCUGGCCUGUCCGGGAGUAAAGAGGAGGCACAGAGUCAGGUACUUAUCGGAAUGGGGCUGCUUGCUGGUUCCACCGUCUUCCUCCUCACCCUGCUUUGGGGAACCUGUGUCGUUGUUGGCAAGUGUGACCUUGGGCCAAACCGUGAGGCAGUUGAUUUAACAGACACCAAGGGCUUCAGCUUGACUGGCACUGGUAUUACAACCGAUGUGCAGACCAGCUAUGCAGCGCGGAUCAUGGGGCUAUCUGUUAUCCCCUUCAUCAUCGCACAGUUCCCAAAGAUGUUGAAGACCCACCACGGGCAGCGCCUAGCUAUGUUGCUGGGCCUUAUUGUGUCAUUCUUGCUCGUGCUUUCCUACUGUCUGUACCAGGUUUUCCAGCCUUGGAUUCAGAGGAGGAAGCUUGCAUAUGCGAAGCACAAGCACGUGAUCUCUGGGAUACUGAAGCACGCCCAAAAGCAGGCACUCGGUCGUCUGCUAAACGAUGAUGGCACACCCAAUGAAGACGUCAUCAGAAAGCUGUUCCAUAAGAUCGACAUGGACGAGAGCCGCUCCCUGUCCCGUGCCGAGCUCCACGCUCUCAUCGUCGGUAUCAACUUCGAUGAGGUUGAAUUUGACAGGAUGGAUGCGGUCGACAAGGUCAUGGCCGACUUUGAUACGUCCCGCAACGAUAUCGUUGAGGAGGAGGAGUUUGUGCAGGGGAUGAAGAAAUGGCUCAAUGAGGCUAAGCGCCACAUGCCCGUGGGCGGCGCCUUCUCCAGCAAGUUCAAUGAAUACCAUGAGAGGACACGGCAGGAGCACGACCAGCUGAUUGACAGGUGCGAUGAGGCGGUGGAGAGCGUGGAGAACCCCGGGUGGUGCAUCACCAAGGCUGUGGCGCUGCUGCUUCUGGGUGCCGCCAUCGCGGCCGCCGAGGCCGUCUCCGCCAUCAUCUUCGCCAGCAGGAAGAAGCAGAGGACCUGCUCCCUGACCUUCUCCGAGGUGUAUGGCGGCGUAACAAUGAACAACACGCUGUGCCUCGGUGUGUUCCUGGCGCUCAUCUACUUCAGGAACCUGACGUGGGACUUCUCAUCAGAGGUGCUCAUCAUCCUGCUGGUCUGCGUUGUCAUGGCCCUCUUCACCAGCUUCCGGACCACGUUCCCGCUCUGGACCUGCCUCGUCGCCUACAUGCUCUAUCCGUUCUCGCUGGUCAUCGUCUACAUCCUCGACUAUGUCUUUGGCUGGUCAUAG
Molecule: messenger RNA, 1623 nt
Organism: Miscanthus lutarioriparius
Lineage: Eukaryota; Viridiplantae; Streptophyta; Magnoliopsida; Poales; Poaceae
Source: the annotation of a GenBank genome assembly